AUGCUUGUUGAAGCUUUCCUGAGCUGGCAGCAUGCGCGCACGCAGCUUCUGCCAAGCACGGCUGGAUUCCACAGGAUAGAAAGUUGCGUUCAUGCCAGUUCUCUUUUGGAACAUCCACUUGCGAAGGUUAGCUUAGCAUACCAUUACUUUGAGGCUUUUGGCUUCGUUGAAGAAACACACUCUUGUGCACAGGACAGCCUUAGCUUCGGAUACGCCAAAGCCGGCAUGACAGCCACCGACCCUGCAGCAGCCAUGGACGAAGCAGAGAUAGGAGGAGAUGUGGCUACAGAGAAGGGGAAGCCCGAACCCGGAGGCGAGUUGAUGUUAUUUGAUGACGGGUCCAUGACAGCGGACAAGGCGCAAUCCAGUGCCAUGAGUUUGAUUAUCAACUACGCGGACCCGGCACUGGCUGCGGGCACUGCUGUGCUGGGUUUGGGCUUGGUGGUGCUUCCUUUCCUUAGCAAGCUGAACAAGCUUUCCUCGGAGGACACUUUCCGCUACCGAGCUCACGGUGAGAUGAACUCCAAGCAGCAGAUGCGGAUAUUUACCGAGGCAGAGCUUCGCCAGAGAUUGGGGUCCUUGGAUGUGGACUCGGUAGCCAGCGAGAUCACCAUGAGCACAAACGAGCUGGACGAGCACAUGGAGACUUCCAGCAUGGAAGAGACAGACGACGAGGUCAGCAGAAUACAGAAGUGGCGCGACUCUGUGAAUGCCAACUUGAAGAGCUUGCAGAAACGCUCCGCACUGGCUUUCUUGGGCUUGCCCCCAGACUCCUCCAUGAAUGACAUCAAUGCCAUGUACAAGAAGAUGGCGUUAGAGCUUCAUCCGGACAAAGGUGGUGAUCCGGAGAAGUUUCAGGAACUCCAGGAGAUGAAGGAACGCCUCACAGACUUGGAGAAGGAUGAGGAGGACGGGAAAGAUGGAAAGAAGGACAACGAGGAGGACCCUGAGGAUGAGGAGGCUAGAAAGUUGAAAGAGAAAGAGGAAGAGGAGGAGAAGAACCGGCUACCACCCAACGAAAGGAUCAAGAAGCUCCGCAUGGAUGUCCACGACAACACGGUGAGGCUUUGGGAGCGAGCGAAGAAGUCCAGAGAUGAAAUCGUUGGAGACAAAGCCUUGAAGUCCAAUGCACAACCAGCUUUGAACAUUCUGCGCCUGUUUGUUGACCGGUUCGUGGCAAAUGAGAUCAAGACGUUGCGUCAUGACGACACCCGCGGGGCGGAAGCGAAGCUGAGGAAGUUCCUGAAGCAGGGGGCAGAGAUUUUGUCGGUUGCUGCUUUAGCCGAUGUCCAAGCCACCUUGUCGACCUUGGCGAUGCACUUCAACUACCGCCUCAUAGCUCGGAGCGGCUCGCCGGACAUCAAGAACAAGUGUGCCGCUUUGCUAGAAGCUGUUGGUGAAGUUCCUCAGCUCGCAGAGCAGUUCGUGCAGCAGAUGGAGACUGACCUGGCCGAUCAGAAAGAUCGUGACCGUCGUCGCAAGGAGCGGAUGGCCGCAGAGCAGCGCGAGCGCGAGGCACGCGGGGACUUCAGCGGCGAUGCUGGGAGCAAGGAUACCAAGCAGGAAGCCAAGCCAGAGGCGAAGCAGGAGCCGAAAGAUCAGAAGGACCAGAAGAAGGAGGAAAACGGUGGAUAUCCGGAAACGAAGGCGCCAGAGCCCCCAGAAGCCACGAAGAAGCCGGAUCCCUUUGCGGACUUUGAUUUCGCAGAGCCCAAGAAGCCACAGGCAACCACAGCAAAAGCAGCGCCGAAAUCCGAUGCGGUCGUAGCCAAGAAGGAGGACGAUCGUGGGGCCAUCCAGGCAGCAGUGAAGCAGAAGAGAACAUCUUGGGAUGCGGCAUUCGACCACCCCUACGCGGGGGCUCUCAAGUCCAACGGGACAGGAAUCUACUGCAGACCGUGCCAAAGAUGGAUCGUCACCUACGAGUACAACACGGAAGUGUUCUGCACCCAUGUCGAGCGAGUACAUCCGAAGCCUCCACCCGGCUACGACGGCUCAGACAGGCAGGUGGACUGGGAUCGAUUCGCUGAUGUUUUCCCGUUCCUGGUGUCAUUGCAGUUUGAGACGAGUUCUGGUACGACCUAUCAUAUCUGCGGAGGGACCAUCAUUCGAGAUCGCUGGGUGCUGACUGCGGCUCAUUGCUUGAAAACUGCGAAAAGCUUCGCUAACGACUACCAAGUAUGGUCCCUAGCAUCCAGGGACCAGAACGCCUGGGACAAGAAGGGGGUCGACUUGAUCGUGGUGCACCCGGAAUAUGACAUGGACAGCCUGGAUAACGACAUCGCCUUGCUGCGCUUGCCCGAAUCCCUCCCAAACGUCCCGCUGGUGCAGCUGGAGAGUUCCGAGGCGCGCCACAACGGGUCACAGGCACUCCUCGCUGGGUGGGGAAGCAUUGACGAGGCGUGCAUGCAGUAUGAGUUCAUCCUCAAAGAGGGCGAUUCUCACAUCGUGGGGGGUGAGCCCUGCGCGCUGGGCAGCCAGUUUUUCAACUGGACGGAGCGUAUCUGUACCGAGCACAUCAAUGCCACAGGCAAAGAUAUGGCAGGUGCUGGCUGUGGCGACAGCGGCGGGCCUUUGUUUGUGAAGGAGAGUGGCGAGUUGAUGCAGGUGGGGGUCGUUUCGCACACUGCAGCCGGGCGCGAUGUGUUCACCCGAGUGUUCACAUACCUGGACUGGAUCAAUGAUGUCAUGAGUUCACCACCAGCUGAUCAUAUGAUGAUCCCGCCGAGAUGCCAUGGUUCAUGCUGCGACGAUGGGGAAUACUUAGAUCGCUGGAGCGAAGAAUGCUGGACUUGGCAGGACUAUGAUUGCGAUCCCGUGCUUGGCGGCCUGCCCAACCAGGAGAGGGUUGAGCUGCUGGACAAGUGCAAGGCGACUUGUAUGAGGUGUCCUCUUUGCGAGGCGACGAACAGCAGCUGCUGCGACACCGUCGGGUUCAGAACUGGCAACGGACACCUUUGCACUCAGUGGGUAGGCACCGACUGCACCACAGCUACAUCCCAGUAUGGCUACCAGCCUGCAGACAUGGCAGAGCUUAUAGAAAACUGCCCUUUCAGCUGCGGCACCUGUCGUGCAGGUACGGACUGCACAGACACGGCGUACUUCGCGGACCCCUACGGAUACAGGUGCGAUGGGUGGAAGGGGUACGACUGCACGCAGGCCGUGGAAGUCUUUUCCUAUGCCCAAGAGGUCGAAGAUAUGGUGUUGAAGCACUGCCCACUGUCUUGCGGCAGCUGCACACCACUCUCAUCAACUGUCAGUGUGACGAGUUCAACAGCAAGCACCUCUUCCAGCUCUACCGCUGCCACCAGCACCAUGACGACUUCAACCGCAAGUGCCUCACCCAGCUCUACCGCCACCCACACCACAACGACGGUGACGACUGGGUCUACGGUGACAAAUACAAAGACUGUGACUAUGGCUAAGACAUCGGGCACGACCACUGUGUCUAAGUCUGAAGAGGAGGAGCUCUCGUCAAGCAUCAGUUCGAGUGGUGCCGCAGUAUUGACCAUGGUGCUUGUUGCCUGGGCCAGGUUCGUUUAA
Symbiodinium sp. CCMP2592 is the source of this 3543-nucleotide messenger RNA. NCBI's taxonomy places the organism in Eukaryota, Dinophyceae, Suessiales, Symbiodiniaceae. The record is from the annotation of a GenBank genome assembly.